Messenger RNA from Aedes albopictus (Asian tiger mosquito), 7193 nucleotides. RefSeq names its product mucin-19-like. The coding region runs from base 647 to 6286 and encodes 1879 amino acids. Lineage: Eukaryota; Metazoa; Arthropoda; Insecta; Diptera; Culicidae. Gene Ontology annotation, molecular function: structural constituent of nuclear pore. Gene Ontology annotation, biological process: RNA export from nucleus; protein import into nucleus. The transcript has 7 exons. Gene Ontology annotation, cellular component: nuclear pore. The record is from RefSeq and is a predicted model, not a curated record.
AUUCGAAAACAACGUACCGACGCCACCCCCCACAACCAACUGUCAUUCACAUUCUUCGGCGAAGGCGUCACGUAGCAAGUGAAACACGCCGACUAGCCGCCGCGGCGGCUACUUGUGUAGCAUCGGGCAACCCUUCGUGCAUGCGAGCGUUUGACAGCCUUCGCUUUCGCUCGUUCGUUCGUUCUUCGUCUUCGAUCAUGUCGUCGUCGUCGUCGCGUGUGCGUGUGUGAACUAAAAAGAAGGAAAACUUUGUUCGGAAAAUUUGGCCUACCAGCGGUGGAAAAACGAAGAAAAUUCGAUCGCCGUCGGUGGUUUACGGUGUGGAAAAACUUUUCCCACAGUUGGAAUUAGCGGAGGAGCGCCGGAAUUGUCGGAACGAGGGCGCGUUUGUUUCCAGCGCACACCGCCGCCGAAGGUGCCCUCGCCUCAGCAGCAGAAAAGGGAAGAUUUUCGAAUUCGCGUGUGGCCGCAGCAGCAGAAAAUAUCGAUAAAGUGUGUGUAUUUUGGAAGUGAGUGUGGGAAAUUAUCACUUUUGAGGGUGAAGAAAAUGUCGAUGGUGAAAAAGUGGUAGCGUAAAGCACGCAAAGUGAAUCCCCUCUGGUGUGUGGAUAUAAGGAAGAAAGGCGACAUUUCCAAGUCUCCCGAUAUGUUUCAAGCGCAUUCACGAAUCACCAGGAGUAACGAGGCAAGUCCGUCAUCAUCGCCAAUGGCAGCGGCAGCAGCAGCAAGUGGAGCAGCGCUCAAUACCAGCACUGACAGCAAUUUAGACGAUGACCCCAACAGUUCAAUAAUGAACAAAGUCCGAUCCCGCGUAUCGAGCAUCCUUCCGGACGCGCUGUCCAAAUGGUUUUCCCCGGCAAAAAGACCGAGAGAUACCGGUAGCGGCAGCAACGAGCCAAACAACAGCGGAGGUUCGGGAUCGCCGGCCGGCCGGAACGGAAACCUACUGAGAAGGGAAAACCGACUGCGACAGUUUGGCUUCGGUGAAUCGGAGCUGGCAGAUGCCGAACGGCAGCAGCAACAAAGGAAUCAGUACGAUCCCGAGGAAGAUGAUGGGGAGGAAGAAGAGGACGAGGAUCAUGCUCCUCCGAUUAGGAAAAAGAAGCGAAUGGAGGAGGGAUUUAAUGCCACCGAGGUCGACUUCAACGAGGAUCUGAGUGCGGUACCCGGUCCCAGUGGUCUCAACAUCUCUGCCAUCGAUCGUCGCAGUUCGCUUCCAGCUGCAGCGUCAGGCAUUCACCUUCCCCAAUACUACCGGAAUGCAUUCUCCUCGUCGACGCCUUCCACAUCGCCACAGCAGCAGCACCAGCAAGCGCUAAAUCGUCCCCUACAACGUACCAGUUUGAUUGGUCACACGAAUCGAGUCACGGCACCGUAUAAUUUCGGUGUUUCCGGUGGGCUGCCGAUUGCGGAGGAGCAGGAAGCCAACGAAAGCCUAUCGGUAUCGAUCCGACAGCGCAAGGGUAUCCGGGAGAUUAGCAGUCGGAAACGUCUGAACAUUCCACCGAUGCCGGUGGAUCGUUCAACGUCGGAACCUCCGGCACCGAUCUUCGGUCGGAGGUUCCCACUGCAGAUGCAACAGCAGCAGCUACAGGAGGAAGGAAGCUCCGAGGAGUUACGGGAAGAGGGCAAUUUGCUGUCAAAUGGCAAUUUGAACGAAAGCGCGUCGGAGAGCAGUAGCGUGUCCAAUCUGAAUCUGAGUCAGACGGAGGGACACCCGGAUACCGGUAGACGGUUAUCCGGAUUUAUGGGAAACAGUCGGAGCAAGCGGUCCAGGGUCGGAGGUUCCACUGGCGAUCUUUGCUUUUCGUCGCAUUUGGAAACAGAAAAGAGUCUGUUUGCGUUGAAGAACUCCGGUCAAUCCGGACGGCCAGCGUUCAAUGCGUCGCUUUAUGGAAGCACUACGUCGCUGGGCAGCAGUAACAGUAGUUUGUUUGCCAAUUCUCCGUUUUACAAUGGAAGGACAAUGUACGGUGGGGCUUCUGCGUAUAGUAGUCGUCGCGAUGCUCGGCAAAAGGCUCUGAGAGUUCCGGUUCAGAUUAGGCCAUCAUCGUCCCUGUCAAAUUUCUCAUCUUCCAACACCAGUCUGGCGUCGGACACUUCGGCACUCUCGAACACGGCCAAACGGAUCUUGGAGAUUCUAAACCAACGUUCCGGCCCGUUGACGGAAGCUCGAAAGCUGGGAAGCAGCUUGAGUUUGAAUAGUACGCUGAGUUCCUCGAAGGUACCCGGUCUUGUCCAGGCCCGGAAGCGUUUCAAUGAGGAAGAUCUCAGCAUGAACCGCAGCAUCCGAAUGUCUAGUCCUCGAACACCUUACAGUCGUCCAAUGAGUGCCACCGGAAGUUCCAGCUCCUCCAUCAACAAGCCACUCAGCACCGAGCUGCAAAUCCCAACCAUGUCUCAGUUGCUACAGAUGAAGCGUCUCCAAACUAAUACCGAGUCCGCCCGGCGGAUGGCCACUGAAUCCAGCGGCAGCACGAUUCUGAACGAACCGACACAAUACAAACUGCCCAGUGCCGAGUCGGACGACACCAACAACAACGUCAAACACACCAGCAAGAUGCGCAACAAGUUGCACCGGAUCCGGGAAGAAUCGCACACCGAACGGGGAAGCAACGCUCCCGUGCCACAAGUCAAUCUGCCGGAAGUGCAACUGGCAGGGCUGAAAUCAGUUCCUAAAUUCGACAUCCAAUUGCCCGUUUCCAAGGCAGUAGAAACCGGUGACAAACCGAAAACGGUUGCGCCCAAAGCUACCAACAACAAUAACAACAACGUGUAUAAAUUCUCAUCGCCAACUAAACUGGACGUGGCCGGCGCUGGAUCCAGCACAGCUUCCAAAUCUCGAAACAGCUUUAAAUUCAGUGAUCCGGAACCGCUGAAAGAUGGCAAAAGCAACAGCAGCAGCAGUAGUAGUACCACGGCACCGCCUUCACUCAAACUUGGGGGAUUCCAAUUCAACCCGGAAUUGGCCAAACCGAAAGCCGCGGUCCCCGCAAGCCGGUCGAGUCCCGUUAAAGCACCGCUACCGCUGAAAAGUGGUAGCUGUUUGGAUGCUCUAAAAGGCAGCUCCGCGGUUCCCGAGCUGAAAACCGGCAGUUGCUUGGACGUUCUCAGCAAACCGGUGGCUCCAGCUCCGCUGGGCAACGGCUCCGCCUCUGGAUUCGGCAGCGCCUUCAAGCUGACCGGUUCCAACAAGUGGGAAUGCGAUACCUGUAUGGUACGGAAUGAUCAGGACAAAACGAAAUGUAUUUCCUGCGAAACUCCCAAGCCUGGUUCAAAGCCGGAAGCAGCCCCCGCCAAGAGCAGUUUCUCGUUCGGAUCGGCUCCGACUCCGGCGGCACCUGCGACAGAUUCGGGCUUCAAGGCCCUGGUCGCCCAACAGUCGGCCAAAUGGGAGUGCUCCGAUUGCAUGACCCGGAACGAUUCCGAUAAACUGAAGUGCGUCUGCUGUGAGAAGGCUAAGCCUGGUGCGGCCGCAGCUUCAACGCCGGCAGCUGUUCCAGCUGCCAUCAAAUCCAUGUUCUCAAUGCCGGCCAGUAGCAGCAGCUCGGAUCAGGGAUUCAAAGCCCUUGUGGCGCAACAAUCGGCCAACAAGUGGGAAUGCAGCGCGUGUAUGACCCGAAACGAAGCAUCUCGCUCAAAGUGCGCCUGUUGCGAGCAGGCAAAACCUGGGUCCACCCCGGAAGAUGCACCUACCUUCUCCUUCGGAUGUACACCAGCAUCAUCCUCUUCCGGUGCCAAAUUCAGCUUCGGAGUCCCACCAAGCUCCGAUGCCGCCCCCAAGACAGGAUUUUCCUUUGGCGUCCCACCAGCUAACUCGACCGCAAGUGCUCCGGCACCAGCGAGUACCGGAUUUACUUUCGGUUCCGUGACGUCUACAACGAACACGACCAGCUCGGAGGAAAAACCCAAGUUCAGCUUUGGCAGUGGGACAAGCGUGGCCAAGACAGCCACUCCCGCCAGUGGAAGCGGUUUCAGCUUCGGCAUCAAACCGGCCGCUACCUCCGACACCACAGAUAGUCCCAAACCAACGGAGAAGGCGGAACCACCCAAACCGGCGCCUACCGGAGGAUUCAGCUUCGGAUCCAAACCAGCUCCAUUGGUUGCUUCCAAAACGUCCGAAGCUGUUACUUCAACGACCACCACCAGUGGAUUCAGCUUUGGUUCACCUUCCAGCGUCAAACCGGCGGAAGUACCUAAAACCGUUGGUUUUUCGUUUGGAAAGCCGGCGGAAACUACCAUUGCCGUAUCCGCGACAGCAUCCCCAAUUGCGAAACCCACCACCAGCAGUAGUGAUACUCCGACGGAACAGCCGAAGAAACCUACCGUCAGUUUCGGUUCGUUGGCUGCCGGCGCCACAACGACGGCCAGUUCCAGCACAUUUGGAGCAUCCUCGGCGGCAAGCCCGGCGUCGUCCUUCAGCUUCGGGUCGGCAGCAACGAAGAGCACGGAAAGCAAACCAACACCAAUCGUCGGAAGCGGAAUGUUCGGCUUCGGAUCGCCAAAAUCGGCGGCUUCCAGUAGUACAUCAACGGUGGCAUCGACUGCGGAAUCCAAGCCGACGGGCUUUUCCACAGGAGCAGCAGCCGCUGCUACUUCGUCCAAUGUUCCUAUCUUUGGAGGUGCCCAAAAACCAACUGGACCUUCCAUUACGCCAACGUUUAGUUUCGGAGCGACCGCCGGGUCUACCGCCGCGAGUACAACAGCAUCAUCCAGCCCGGCAGCGUCAACAUUUUCCUUCGGAUCAACAUCGUCGAAACCUGCCGAAACGAGUACCACUACGAGUACCGUUACCGCUUCCACCCCGGCAGCGCCUAGCUUCGUCUUUGGCCAAAGUGGCCAAUCGGCCAAUAAAGUGAUGCCGAGCUUCGGUACUGCCGCCGCAGCGGCAACAGCGGCGUCCUCUUCCGAUAAACCCACCUUCGGAACAUUUGGAGCAGCUGCAGCCGCCGCCCCAGCUACCAACACCGGCACACCGUCGACGGGUAUUUUCGGUAGUUCAACAACUACCGGCUCUUCGGGAUUCGGUUUCACGGCAGCGGCAGCUUCAGCUACGACGCCAAAACCCGCCGAAACGUCAACGUCCUCCUCAGCAUUUACCUUCGGCGCCAGCAAAAGCAACACUUCGUUAGCGUCCGGAGCUGCUCCGGUCUUUGGAUCACCAGCUGCAGCAUCCGCUAGCACUCCCAUUUUCGGGAGUCCCUCAACCAAUACGCCAACAUUUGGCAGCUUCGGAGCAGCAGCCGGCAGCAGUGGCGCUUCCGCGCCUGCAUUUGGCUCCAGCACCUUUGGAGCAGCGUCGUCGCCGGCCCGUACCGGAAGCACAACCGGAUCGAUUUUCGGUCAACAGUCGACAGCAGCCGGUGCGACGGCACCAGCUUUCGGAAGCGCCUCGAGUGCUUCGACAACGGCUCCCGUGUUUGGAGCUGCCACUCCGGCUUUCGGGGCGAGUAGUCCGUUCGGUGCAUCCAGCGCAGCUUCCGCUCCAACGGGAGACGAACCCCAAGCGAAAAAGUUGUUCGAGUUCGGCUCGGGAUCGGCCACUGCGAACAGUGCACCUGCGGCAGCGCCUUUCCAGUUUGGAUCGAGCAGCAAUAACAAUAACAACAAUGACAACACCGCUAAGCCGUUUUCAUUCUCGGCAAAUUCCGCGCCCAGCUUUAACUUCACGGCGGGAUCCAACGUUGGACAAACGUCGGCUCCGUUCACGUUCGGCAGUAGCCAACCCGUUGCUCCGGUCGCCAGCGGCGGUAUGUUCAGCUUCGGAGCCGCGACCGGAGCCGGACCGGCGGGAGCACCAGCCCCACUUGGCAGCGGACUAGGAGGAAUGGCUGACCGCCACAAGUAUACCUGGUCAAACACAGCAGCAGGCCGCCCGGAGGAAAAUCCGCGCCACAAGACGUAUCACGCCACGGUAGGAGCAAGACGCCCUCCUCAAGCAGCAGCAGCAUCGAAGAACGCCGCUAAUCCUACUGUUACGACUACUCGCACCAAACACCCUAACCUAGUAUGGACAAAGGACGGCCAGAAUAGCAACAGCAGCAGCAGCAGUAACAAUCCGACACGUACAACGACGACAAUUAUGACCAGUACCAACAACAACAACAGCAACACCGCCGGGACGGCCGAGGCCAUGCUUCCGCCACCGCCGCCGCCGCCCGGAUCGCAAAACUAUGACAAAUCUCGGUUCCGAUACGUCUCGCCAGAGUUGAAGCGCAAAAUGACCUCCACCAGCGGAACGCGGCAAUCGGAACCGGAACGGGAACCGGACCACACCAUGUCUUGAACGGGACGGUAACAGACGCAUUGGAGACAAAGGCGCGCCGCGCGUGCUGCAAAAAUUUUGUUUCGUGUGUGCGCGAGCAUAGUGUAGGCGUUAAGUUAGAGUACUAUGAUGUUGAGAAAAUGGGGUUUUGGAGGCGCGCCGGGAACACCGCUCCCUUCCUCGGAAGGCACAUGGCACAUACAUAACUGCGCAGUUUUUUGUACAGUCGAAUUUGAGGAACUUAGGCCUUUUCCCUUCUCUCCUCCUUGAAUUGAAGGAAUUAAAUUAUUUUAUAGGAUUUAUAGCGGAAUGUAUGUGUCAUCCCGGGUGUGGCGUGUGGCGGACGAUCCCCGGCGACCCGCUUUUCUACUACUGUAUAUGAAAUAUAUUCUACUGAAGGAAGAAUACUGAUCCUAUUCUCGAGGUAGAGACAAGAAAUCAUCAACUGUCGAAGCUCUUUUCCCGUCGUCGAUGAUAUAACAAAAAAACAGAAACAAACAAUGUAAUAUGUUCCACGUGUUUCAGGGGAAAAGAGGUUUGCACAGCGCGGAUCAACUGUAAUUACAUAAACAAAAAAAGUAAACUAAAUCUAGUGUAUAAGCUUCACACAAAAACAUUACACGAUAGUACGAUUGUAGGAUGCUUUAAUAAUUGAAUUGAGCGGAAGACACACGAACGAAACGGAGACGCAACACGGACGGAAACGGAGUUUAACUACCUAUAUAAAAGGGGAAAAAGAUCGAUGAAGGAUCGGAACGCUAGAUGUAUAAAUUAAGCGGUACUCUGCGACUACUUCGCACUAAAAAAUUGCCACGUGAAAAUAUCAUAUUAGUAGCAUAUUUUUUUUUUCAUUUCUUUUGUUUACCUUUGCCCACUUGUUUACGAUGAUUAUGGAAAGUCGAAUAAAAUUUUUCCGUUUGAUGUCAUA